ACAAGACAGACAUGGAGAAACAAAAACCAUUUCCGUUUGCUGGACAAACAGAAUUACAAGACAACGGCCACAACAUCUUAACCAACAUCAUGAUCAACAAAACCAACACCGGCAUAAUGGAUCUCAAAUAAACCCAUGGCCAUACACAUCAUUGGCGGCGUCCUGUGUCUUUGUUCGCUGACAAUGGCUGCCAUAUAUCCAGCAAAUGUAGCACUGCUCGAGGACAGUGACUUCUAUCCCUCCAUACCCAAUGAUAUAAUUCCCAUACAACCGCUGUUGGUGUAUCCAAAAUCACGAAAUGCCUUACCCUAUCAGGGACGUAAUCUACUGAAGGAUAACGAUAUAGUCUAUGUCAAACUAUUGGAUCGCAAAGGUUAUAGACCCAGAAAUUUGCAAUCUCGUGAAAAUGGUUUCCGGGAAUUGUCCAUGAAGGAUAUUUUCUAUGUCAAGGCGGCAACAAAUGGUCAAUUUAGUACAAAUCGCUUAAAGGUGUAUCGUUUGCCGGAAUUCUAUGCGAUAAAUGUGUAUAAAAAGGGAGAUCUAUUAGAGUCGUCUAGGGCGUAAAAUAGUGAUAUAAGAAUUUGUAAUAUAAUAGGCAUCACAAUCAUAGAAAACUCAUAACUAUUUAUGUAUGUUGCAAAUAAUUUAUUCAUAAGUUAAAAGUGUUGCAGGAUUUGUUGGUGUGUUAAUGUCU
This is a messenger RNA of Stomoxys calcitrans (stable fly), 694 nucleotides long. RefSeq lists its product as uncharacterized. The record is from RefSeq and is a predicted model, not a curated record. The coding region runs from base 136 to 564 and encodes 142 amino acids. The transcript has 2 exons. Lineage: Eukaryota; Metazoa; Arthropoda; Insecta; Diptera; Muscidae.